AUGGAGUUGGGGUUGGACAAGUGCGCCAAGGGUCACAAUCAAGAAAGGGCGACUAGCCAACUCCAGUAACAUCGAGCUCGACGUCAACACCAUCAUCCAGGACUUAGAUCAGGAAGGUACCUAUAAGUACCUCGAAGUUAGCGAGGGAGACGGAGUGCAGCGGUCUCAGAUGAAAGAGAAGAUCCGGAAAGAGUACUACCGCAGGAUCCCGAUGGUACUCAAGUCUGAGCUUAACUCCGCAAACAAACUGGAAGCCAUCAAAGCCUUGGCAGUACCAGUGGUAACUUACAGUUUUAACAUCAUAAACUGGUCGUUACAAGAGCUGGGCAAACUUGAUACAAAGACCAGAAAGUUCCUGACUAUGUACAAGAUGCACCACCCCAAAUCUGACGUGGACAGGCUGUACCUGCCCAGAACUGAAGGAGGUAGAGGGCUCACACAACAGGAGCCUUCUUACAAGUCAACCACUAUCGGUCUUGAUAAAUACCUCCAGGAGACGCACGACACUCUUCUCCACAUGACGACAGGAAAUCCUUGUACUCCAUCAGAAGACAGUCAAUGA
Messenger RNA from Porites evermanni, 562 nucleotides. NCBI's taxonomy places the organism in Eukaryota, Metazoa, Cnidaria, Anthozoa, Scleractinia, Poritidae. The record is from the annotation of a GenBank genome assembly.